AUGGAUCCUUGUGAAACUCCGCUUAAUACUGCCUUGGAUCAUAGCAGGCUGGACCUGCAGGUCAUGGAUGUUACGUUUACAAACGUAUUGGAGGGGGCACGACAGUAUUUCCAGGGGCUGCCAACGGGUUCCAAUUCGGCGGUGAGCCCCGACUACUCAUCCGAAGCCCAUCUUCGCAAUGACUACGACCAAGGCGUGCCCCCGUCUUCCACCGCCUACUGGUCAUCGCAAGGGACAGAAGCGGUUCGAUCUCAAUCCAGAGAACACCUGCCACCGCAAAGGGAACAUACUCCCGGGCAUAGGGAGCAUGCGCCGAUGCUUAAAGAUCACACAUCUAUCCACAGACCGCCCUCGCAUGGAUCAGAUUCAUCUUCCAGACCAGCUUCACAUUUAUCGCAAUACGCUCAUAAUGCUGAACAAAAUAGAACCUAUUACUCAGGUUCUUACCCCGAACAGUAUCAAAUGUCCCAGAUACACCAACAGCAGCUGCAGCAGCAACAGCAACUACAACAGCAACAGCAGCAGCAACAACAACAAACUAAAAUGCAGCAACAACAAGUACAACAUCAAAAUCAAAUGCAGCAGCAUCAAAAUCAACAGCAGCAACAUCAAACUCAACAACAACAACAACAACAGCAACAUCAAAAUCAACAUCAACAACAGCAGCAGCAACAUCAAAAUCAACAACAUCAGCAUUAUCAAAAUCAACACCAGCAGCAAUCUCAUCAGCAGCAACCGCCAGAACAGUAUCAGCAAUCGCGGCAAUCUUUCGAGUUUUCACGACCGCAAGUCAGAGAUUCUCCAAAUUAUCCUCAGUAUCAAACUCAACUGCCCGGUAGUUCUCCUUACCAUCAGUCUCCUUCUCCUUAUCACCAAAUUCCAUCCCCUCAACAGCCUAGAGCUCCAUCAAGGGAACAGAUGGUUCCAAGAGUACCGUCAAGAGAGCAGACUAUACCUCGAGUACCUUCUCAUGAACAACUAGUUCCUAGAGUUUCUGCGAGAGACUCUCCGUACUCGCAGACGGAGUCGUACAGUUAUUCACAGGCUCACAGCUAUUACCAACAGCCUCAACCUAAGGUUGCUACUGGUAAUAUUACUUACAAACCAUCAACGGUACAACAGUAUCCUCAGUCUACUCAACAACAGCAAAAUAUGUAUUACAAACAUAUUUAUUCGCCUCAACAGACGCAUCAGUCCGUAUUUGCUGCAUCUCGACAAGAGGAUCAGAGCGCUACUCAUCCUACGGCUAUACGAACUAAUCCUGUCGAACAAACAAUUAGAACUACUCAUAAUUAUAUACCGCCAAUCGCCAGUCUGUCGAAUUACCAUUCCAGUCGUGUUAGUAGAGAGCCUGUCAGACCGGUUACUUCCACCACAACGUCAAGACCGCGAACAUUUAGUUCAAAUUCGUAUACCCAAAGUGUAAACGUUCCCACUACGAGUAACUCUAUUAUACAACCUAAUCCGGCGGCAUCGGUACCGAACUAUCCAAUUUAUAGAACAAAUUCGAACCAACAGUAUCAGCAAACCACUACUACGACCACUCCAUCGUAUACUCAGGUUAUAAUGACUACGUCAAGUGCUGCAUCGACUUAUUACACUACCAACCAAAGCCAGUCUUCCAACCAAUACCAACAUCCUGGAAUACCAAGAACUCAAACCGUAGAACAACAUCCAACCCAUCCAGUUGAAAACGCAAAUAACAGAAUCGUUAAACGGGAAUCUCCCUUAGAUCUUUCCGUUAAAACCGUAAGGACACCAGCCGAUUCGACUCUAGGUGAUGCUGAGCAAGACGCUAGAAAUAAGUACCUACAAAAUCAAAGACAACCAUCUCAAUCCGUAUCAGCUCUCAAUUAUCCGCAAUUGGAUGUCACCUUCCAAAGAAACAUAAUACAAAGAUCUGCUCAGACAGCCGCAACUGCCCCUAAAUUUGAAUUUCGGCCUAACUUCAGUGCGCCUACACUUGCGCAGCCUAGAAGACCUUUAGAAGAGCCUAGACGCAGUGUGAUACCAGAAAAGGCACAUUCCAGUAGUAAAGCACUGCCGGAAAAUAAAAGUAUGAUGUAUAGGUAUCCUACCGCUUCGAUACCAACAGCCGCUCAUGUAAAUUCCUACAUCAGAGCCACUCCUAAACCAGUACCAGGAAUAGCUAACACACCUAGAAUGACUGCAAACGAUAUAUUGAAGAAACGACCAGGAGAAGUAGAAGCCCCAUCUAUAAUUCCGAAUAAAGUUCCUAAAGUAGCUGAUGCUUGGAGGCAAUCCAUUGACCUACAGAUAGAAGAAAGACUUUCUAAUUACAAACAGCAGCAAGAGAAGCUCGCCUCUCCAACUAAAGUUCCUCUAGUUAAUGGGAAUUUUCAGGAUAAAACUAAAAAUAUGUAUCCAGGUUAUGACAAACCUAAUUACGAAAGUACACCAAAACAUUCCUCCUUUAAUAGUCAAUAUCCUAUGCAAGCCAAUCACCUACAAACUUACGUACCUUCUCCUGGAACACAUCAAUAUCCAGGUUAUCCAACGCAGGCAUCGAACUCUUACCUUCAGCCUACUUCGAGGUCCAACAGCAAUUCCUCAAUCAAUACAUUGGGUAAUUCGAAGAAUUCUCUUGGCGGAGCUGUGGACAAACGAGUACUCAGUUUGUUAAGAAAUAGCUUGGAAGUAAAUAGGCAAAAGAAACUCGAACAAAUGAAGUCCAACGAAAGCAUUCCUCUUAGAUCAGAUGUCCAGCAUCCCUCUACAGACGUAACAGCACCAUUACAGCCCAAACCAGGCUUUGUUAGCAGAAAUAAUGUAUCGCCGUUCACUCCCACCAGUUUUCCAGAUAAUAGUAACAUGGCACCGAUGUACAAAUUUCAUAUUCCAAAAGCAAUUGAUUCUAUUAACUUUGAUUCAAACAAAACCAAUCAACCAUUAACCAAACAAACUUCAGAUACUGUGAUAACUAAUCAUAAUAGUUUAAAUACGGAAUGCGAUGGACUGGCAGCUUUUCUAGCAGCUAGAAUACGAACUAAAGGAGAACUUAAACAAGGAGGACCUCCCGCCCAAAAUACAAAUAAAAGUCAACUCCAUGAUAUUAUAGAAAAUCAGCUGAAGUCUCCUAUCAAACAAGAAACACCUCAAAGCACCACUUAUUCUAGUAGUGGAAGUUUAAGUUCUAGUCCGCCUAAAUUGCAAAAAGAACGAUCGAACGCCGCUUUUGCUCCAAGGAAGAGAUUGUUUAGCAGAAAUGAGGAGGAUUUGACGCAUUCUUUGCCUCCACCCAGAGAACCUGGUUUGCGUAGCUCCUCAGAGACAUCAGUAUUUGAUUUUCCUGAUUCAGAUUCAGAGAACGAUUUGAAUAGAGAAUCUUUAGAAGCUAUGCGAAAAGGGAGGAAACCUACAAAACACAGUACCCCACUGUCUGACGUUAAAUUAGAGUCACCUCCACAAGCUCCUUCUCCAGGUGACGAUAUGUUCUCCCAACUUUGUGAUAAUUUCUUAGAACAGUUAAAGAGUGGAGUAGGUAGAAGAAAGCCAAAAAGGAGGAAGGACAUAGCGCUAGAAAUUUCCCCGCUGUUAGAAUCGAUCAGUAAAGAUCGGCCCUUUGAAUCUGCAGUCAUAGUGAAAGUAGAGAAAUUAGAUGAAGAAAAUCCAAUUGAUCCAACUCUUGCAAUAGAAAAACCUAAAGAAGAACCCGUGGAAAUUCCAAGUUCUGCCAAUUCUAGUAUAGAAAUUGAUUUAACCAAAGUUAAGGAUGAACCAAUUUCGAACGACUUAGAUUCUAAAGAAGAAGAUAUAUUUUUAACUAAAAGACGUAACGUUAGACGAAGGUUGUUAUCUUCAAGUGAUAGUAGUGAUAAUGAAGAAGUCGUAAUUAAAAGCAAAGAUGAACAACAGUCUAACAAUAAUAAAGAAAACAAAGUUGAAGAUGUUAAAACAGAAAUUGAAAUUAAAAAAGAAAAAAUUGAAGAAGAAAUCAAAUUAGCACCAGAUAUCAAAGACACGAAUGAUACUGUUGAGGAAAAAGACAAUAAUAAAGAAGAUUCCUCUGCGAAAAAUUCGACGGAACUUCUUCCAGUUAAUCGUCCUUUCAAGAAACCAUCUUUCGGAGACGGUUCAGAUUUUUAUCCCGGUUGGGAAGAAGGAGUGUAUAAAUACAAAAAAUCUUUACGUAUGCCUCCAACGCUCAUACAAGUAAACAGACCUCCUGCGUUUCAUAGACUAUCAACCUCCUUGCCGGAUUUAGAUCCUUGUCCUCAAUCACCAUCAACGUCUAUAUCAACGGAUGAUAUUAAAUCUAAUAAAAUUAAUAGAGUUAAAUCAGAACCUCCGGAUAGCGAUACAGAAUCAAAUUCUAGCUUUAAUAUAUUUAAUAAGAAAACCAAUUACGAUUCAGAAGGCGGCUCAUCUAUUAGAAGCUUGCCUAAUACUGCCAAGGAAAUGUCAAUUUUGGACAGGUUAUUAGAGAAGUGCGGUGGCAGAAAGAGAAAGAAAUACAAACGGAAAGAUGAUCAUAGUCCGAAAAUUGUUCCGAAGUCUGAAAGUACCGUUGAACUUUUGGGCACUCCUAGUUUAGAAAUUAAAGAGGAAGAAGACAAAAAGACAAAGAAAUUAUCUAAUUCUCCUGUAAUUAAAACUGGAUCUCCCUUGCUAGGUUUUAGAAAGUCAACUAUUAGUAAUUUCAAAGACGCGUUUAUCAAAAGAUCUAAUAAUAUAUUGAACAAUCAAUUUACUACGGUGGUGUUGAAUUCCAGGACUCGUAGGGAGACUAGAGUUCAAAAACAGAGAGCCACGAUUAAAGAAGUGUUUGGCGAAGAUCGUCCAGCUUCCGCGCCUCCAGUAACUUGCGUUAACGACAUUCAAAUCAAAGAAGAAGUUACUUGUGACACUAACAAUCUAUUAGGUAACUUAGUUGUAAGACUCGAAAAGAAAGACGAUCUUAUGGAAAGGGUUAUCGGAGAUAUGAAAAAAGAACUUGGUGCUAAUAGUGAUAAUAAGGAAAGCAAAGAACGUAGUAAGGAUAAGACAAAAGACGACAGUUUAUUAAAGACUAUUGCGGAGAAAACGAUAAAGACUGAAGUAGAAGACGAUUCGAUAAACGAAGAUGAUACGAGGAGUUUAGACGAUAUUACGAUAAAAUCUGAAACUCCUUCUAUAGACGGAGACGACGGCAGUAUAUCGGGAAAGAAACGCGGCAAGUUCGGUAAAAUGAGACGGAAACUUAGUUCCGGCUUCGAUUAUAUAAGGAAGAAGAAAAAGGCGAAGAAAGAUAAUAUUGAAAGCGAUUCUAGUGAAAAAAAGAAAAAGAAAAUCAUUAUAUCAAAGACUUUGGAAUCCGUUGAUGAUAUUCAAAAGGAAAUCAAGACUUGGGUUCUAAAUAAAGGAAUUGGCGAGACUCAUCUUCAUAGAUCUGCUAGACUAGGAUAUACGGAUGUUACCGCGUACUGCCUAGAAAAAAUGGAGUGCCAUCCUUCUCCCAGAGAUAAUGCUGGAUACACACCUUUGCACUGGGCAUGUGCGAAAGGUCAUCUUGAAAUAGCGAAACUACUUCUUUUAUACGGUGCUAAUCCUAGUGAAAGUGCUCAAGGAGGAAUAAGGCCUCUACACGAAGCCGUUGAAAACGGUUUCGUGGAAAUUGCGAGGUUGCUUCUUUCCUACGGAGCUGAUCCUAAUUUAGCGACUUAUUCAGGAUUGACGCCGCUAGCUUUGACAAAUGACGAAGUGACCAAGGACUUCUUGAAGAAUCAUUUGAAUGACAUUGAAGGCGAACCCGGUGAUCACUGGGUGGCUCAUGGACCUUCUUCAAACUUUGAUCCCGUGGACCAAAUCGGUUUCAACGUGCUGGAAGAGGUCCCCGUCCCGGAUCCGCCAUCUGAGGAAGAGGACAUCGACAUCGAAAUGUCGGAAUGUCUCCUGCCUAACCUCUACACUCUAAACAACGAACCUCCAACCGACAGAUGGGUGCUCCUCCAAGAUCUCUCUAACUUCCUCAAAAUCAAAUCUAGAGACGCUCUACUAAAACAAAUAUGCCCGCCGUCGACGAGCAGUGUCAGUGUAACCUCGAAAGCGAUUCUCAGAGAACUCAAAAUGACGGACUUUUUAGAGCAGGCGCGGUGUUGCCAGUUCUUGAACGCUGGGGAAAAGAUUAAUACGCGGGCAUCGAAGAUCGCGUUGAUCAAGUACACGGACAAAGUGAGGGAACUUUUGAACGUUGAAAGUGUAUCGAUAUCGGCCAGGUGACCCGAGGAAUCCCAAUAGACGUUUGUUUAAAUAAUUGUAUAGGCGUAUCUAGAAACGGGUUUUGUUUUUCUUGUCAAAAAUUCAUAUUUUUCGUAAACUUUGCGAUGAUUUUGAGUUGGAAAUUGUUCGUACGGUAGGGGAUUCUCAUACUACAUGGUUGGUGUGUAAAGGGAAUAAUUUUCUGGUUUUCUUUGCAAAUAUAAGCAUUUAUGGGGACUAUUAAACAACUAUUAAAUUAAUUUCUUAAAAACAAAUAUCGAUGUUCUUCUGUAAUAGUGAUAUAACUCAAAAUUUUUCUGUAAUAGUGAUAUAACUCAAAAUUUAAUAAUUGUCAGGAAAGCGAUUUAAAGAUUUUGUGCUACAGGAUUUAUUUUUUUAUAAUACUGAAAUAAAUUAUAUUACUUUUUUUAUCGAGACAACUAUGUAGAAAAGUAUCUUAGCUUCGAUAUCGUGUUUAAUUUUUAAAAAUUUUUUACGAUGAUCUUAGAAAUAUUACAAAUAUUAAAUUUUGUUCAUUAUUAACAGCGACAUAUUUGAAAAUUUUACAUCAGUUCUUUUAUUCAGUUUACAUUUUAUCUGAAAUAAAGGCAUAAGUAAUUAAAAUUAAACAAAAGUCGUUUAAACCUAAAGCGCUCAACAAAAUUUGUAUAUAGAAUAAUGACUCUUUUAAAAAUAUUACCAACAAGCAAAAAAAAUUACCAAGUAAAAAUUAAUCUACCCAAUUAAGAAUAACGGCUUAACAAGAAAUAAGUCACGCAGUUGGUAAAUAUACAAUUAUUAGUCUAAUCCGCAUGAUUAAACAACGACACAUCAGAAAAUAUGUCGUUAUUCUAUAGAACAAGUCAGGUACAUUUUUGAUUUAUACCAAUAAUCACAAGAAACAGUAGAUUAACUGUCGAUUGGUUCCGUUAUAAUAGCGAUAUCGUGUCAGUGUUCAGUAAGCAAUACAUACUUUGAAUUUUGAGAUGACACAAAUGCACAUCCUAGUGGUUGGGUGGCAAGUAUGGAUUAUGUCCUUAUUUCACAUAAAAUGAGUCAUUAUACUCAACAUAAUAUUAAACUAAAAAACCUGAAAUUUUGAAUUAUGUCGUUAUUAGAGAGAAUCAUUAAUGUAUUUUUUUUGAUAAUCUUUUACGUUAGUACUAAAAAAAAUCUGAUUUAUAAAAAACAUUGGCUUCCACUUAUAUACUAAUUCAAUUCUUUUGUCAACUUGUGACAGCCAUCGCCAUGGUUGUUUGGUUUUUUUGGAAUCGUUCGUUGGUACACAAGAAUAAUGACUCAAAAACAUAGAUUUUCGAGGAUAUCCAUUUUAAAGUGUCUUGUUUCCUGUAUGAUCUUGCAUUAAAUGAUUAAAUAUUUUUUGGGAAUAAAAAUUAGUGUUCACCUUGUAUUCAAAAAAUAACAAUUUUUCAUUGAUUACAUUAAGAAAAAUCCCAAAAAUAUUGUAUUUUUAUAUAUCUUUUGAGUUAUGACGAUCUUCCAGAAAAGAAUAUCUCACACCUUUUCAACAAUAAUGUCAUAAUUUUUUAAUGUCACUGUUGAAAAUAAUGUUAUAAUUUAGUUUAUAUUUAAUAAAACUUGCAUAUUUUGAUUUAUGUCGCUGUAGCCGAAAAUUGACGAUUUUAUCCGAACACAACUAGAUUUGUGUCACUUUUUAAUCAUGAUAAAUGGAUUUGGCUAUAUAUUUUUACAAUAGGCUCGAAAAUUAAAAAAUUGAAUUGUGUCACUAUUCUUGUGAACUAACGAUAUAUGUCACACUAUCACUAUCCAUAUCACACUAUCGCGAUCCAUUUAGUAUGAAAAUCAUCCUGCUGACGACAUUAAGAUUUUUUUGUGAGAAAUUGUAGCCUUAUGAUUUCCCAUGUGAUACGCCACUCAAUAAAUCCGUGAUAUUACUUUCUAAUUGUGAUUUAGGUUUGCAAUUUUGUUGUAAAGUGUUUUUCCGCUGAAUUUCCGUUUAUUUUUUGAAUCUAAAUGCAAUGACGGGUGUGGUGGUUUCUAUAAUAUAUAUUUUUUUGUUGUGUUAAUAGUUUUUGUAUCGCCGAAAGAUGUUUCUGAAUUUUUGCAGACGCUGAAAUAAGGGAUGAAAAUCAAAAAGAAGAGACAUAAUUUUCAGUUUUCUUAUACGCAGUAUUAGUGUGAAGUAAUUUGUGUUACAAUGACAGUUGAUUUAAAAAAAAAACAAAUCAUUCGACGUCUUUGAUUAUAGUUGUUAAAAAACAAACCAAGUUUAAAAUGACAUAUUUUCAUAAAAUAUGUUAUUUUAAGUUUCGCUCGUUUCUUAAUGACUAACGAUGCAAAUGGCCCUAUAUAUGAGGCAUCUCUUUACUUGAGGAAUAUAAAAGUACAAAAACUAGGAAAUUCAGUUGUAACAAAAUGAAGAAGUAAAGGAGCUAUGAGAAUUUCAGGGACAAAAUCGAUAAUUUCCUCAUGUAAAUGUUUAUGAAAAAUUUAUAUGGUUCAAAAUAGUGAAAAUCGUAAAUUUCAAAGUUACAUGCUGGAGUUAUCAACUAUCAUCUCUCUCGCUCGAUGAGACACCUAUUACUUAUCAUCCGUCAUUAAAUGGAUGCUGUUAUUUAUCAUCAGCCACUAGAUGGAUGAUUUAAUGUGUUAAUAAUCUGUCAUUUUGCAACUCAAACCUACAUCAUCAUUAUUCUCAACAUUUACAACAACACACCAUAAUGAUUAUUUUUUAAUUUAUCAAAUAAAAAUAAAAACAGCAACCGGGAAUUGAACUCACGAUUACCAUGAACCAUUUGUUAAAGUUUGUUGCCUUAACCGCUACUCCACGUAGAUAGGCUAUUUUGGAAAUUAUGAAAAUAAAAAAUCAACAAUUAAUUUUCAUCAUUUCAUAUGGGAAAUUGCGCUAUUUUUCAUUUUCAUAAUUUUCAAAAUUGCAUCUAGAUUUUGGACCUAAACCGAUUUUUCUCAUUUCACCUUUCUUUCAUUUAUUUUAAGAAUUUGUUAAUAUAUAUGAUUCUAAUAGUAAUUGUAAUAAAAACAACGAGAGAGUUGCGAGUUGACAAAUUACUUCUUCUUUAAUCUUGUUUGUAUGGGCUAAGCUGUAGCUAUAGUGAGAACAGCAUGCCUAGAGAGUCACACAAGGGCUCUAUUAACAACACUAUUUCUACUUCAUUAAUAUUUACUUUAAAGUGGUAAAACACUUAAAUGGUUUAAUGGGUUUAACUUACACCGUAUGCCCAAUGUUACAUAUUUAUUCUUAAUGAGAAAUUAUGAACGAAGUCGCAGCAGGACUCUGAAACCACUAAUCCCCUUUAACUUUUACUAAAAUAUAUAUUUGAAACUUCGGCACAGGAUGCACUAAAUUAUAGAAUUUUAAAAGUCAGAUGGUAAAUUUAAAACUUUUUGUUGAAACUGGACUCCCGAUUCAGUAACCACCAUUUCGAUGUUGACACGUCUGUGUCAGAAUCGGAAGUCGACAGAUUACUUAGAAUAUUAACAAUAUAACAUCAUCCAUCUAGUGACAGAUAUGAUAGAUAAGUGACAAAUAUGACAUUUGACAAAUGAUAGGUAUCGCCUUAUAACUGCAUAUAGUGGCAAUAAGUACAUAAGUCAUAAAAGAGUAACUUUUCAGGAGAGGUUAAAAACUUAUAUCCAGCACAUAUCGUUGGGUAUAGCACAUAUCAUUGGACUUCAACUUAUGUGUAUAUACAAAAUCAUUUCUAACCUCUUUAUGUUUAAUUAUUGACAUGUGAUUUUUGUAGUUAUUGACGCUAAAUUUGACUUAAUAAAAAUAUGGCGAUAUUUUGACUUAUGUGCUUAUUCACAUGUAUAAUAUUUAAUAAAUUCCAGAUGAUAACAAUACACAACAUUCGCUAUUUUGAUUCAUAGAAUUUCUUAUGGAGAUUUACGUACGAAAAUGGUCGAUUUCAGAAGUACUGUUAAUGUCAUUAUUUGGUAUUGGAACAUAAAUUACGUCAUCACGAACAUAGAGCCAUAUUAAUGUCAUAAAAUGACAGUAGCCUAAAUCAUCAAAAAGUAUAGGAGGCUUUAAAAUAAUCAGUCCACAUACCUAUUAAAAUAAAAUGGUUAUAAAUUGUAUUAGUGAUGAUGUAAUUCGUGUGCCAAACAAAGUUGUACAUAGGCUAAAUAACUAGUUUUUGAACUGUUAUUAUUACAUUUAAGUGAUUUAGAUCUUAUUCCUAAAGUAUGUAGAUAUUAUAGUUAAAUAAUCGUUCAAUAAUCAAUUAUGUAAAACAAUAAAUAAUCAAUAAUAAUUAAUACACUUUUUAUUGCUAUUAUUUUCAAGAUUUUAUUAAUUUAUAACUACUUUUUAAUGAUCUCCAAACACGAUUAAAUAAAAACACUAAAGAUUUUAUAGACAUUGCAAAAAAUUGAAGAACUGGAAUAUUUUAAACUGAAUAAAAAGAAAAGAAAAACAGGAUAUUAAUAAUUUCUAAACACCAGAACUAUUUUGAUUUUUUUUUUUAAAUUCACUAAAGGAAGAGGCAAACAUGGCUUUAGUAUUUUAGAUUCAUUAUGGUAAACAUUUUAUGCAUAACAUACUGGUUGUCUCAUCAGAAAUGCAUAACAUUCAAAAAACUUCUAUAAUAAAUUUGGCAAAAAGGCAAAAACAAGUCAGUUAAAGCUGCUUUUGAAUAUCCACAUCUAAUGCAUCUGAGAUGUGAUUUUUUUAUCAUGUAGAUGUAAUAAACAGCGGCAACUCGUGGCCUAGUGUAUAAGGAGAGGCUACUUUUAAAUGGCCAUUUACUUAAUACAAAUAUAUAUUUUUAUUAGAAUACAACAAGCAAAAAUAUUAAUUUGUAUUGUUUUGAAACAUGCCUUAAAUAUGGCUAAUUUUAAGUUUCAAUUUACUCAGUUUUUUCAAAUGCAACAUGCAACACCCUCUAUUAUUUAUCUUAAAAUUCCUUAUAAAUGUUCCUAUCCAACGAUACCAACAUGUUAGCCAAUUAUACAUAUAGAGGGUGUCCCAUCGUCCCACAACUUGUGCAUUAAAAAAUUCUUCCUAUUUAGAAUAGUAAAACGGCUAUAUCGAUAUAAAUAAUAGACUAACAUGUUGGUAUCAGUGGAUAGGUAAAUUCAUAACUUGAGUAAAUUGAACUUAAUAUGAGCCUUAUUUGUUACAUGUUUUAAAACACUCUGUAUAAAAUGAACCAGUUCUAUCAUUACUAUUCGUUAGUUUUGUAUCAUAUAAGUCUGUAUUUUAAACAAUUUUGAAAUCAUUGCUAAUCUACCCAAAUUAUGAUAAUUUUAUUUGGAGUCUUUAAGUUCACAAAAAAAUUAAUUGGCAACCCUGUAAUAGUUUUCAAAAAUAUUUUAGCACGACUAGAACAUUCUAAAACUGAAAUAAAAUAAGGGGUGUUCCAUUUAAAAAAUAUACAUUUUUAUUUGCCAGGCUAAAGUUUAACAUCCUGUAUAUCCACAAAUAUUUUUAAAAUAUGCCUGUUUCAAAUCCCUAUUACUUUUAUUUUAAACUUGUUAGUGUACCUAUAACACAAAUUGAUUUAUCGGGCAAUUACGCACGAAUGGAACACCUUGUAUAUCAAAAUCAAUGACAGAAUGGUUUGUUUUUGUUUGGCACACAAAUUAUCUCUCACUAAUACAGCGUAUUAUUUAGCUUAUUUGUAUGUAACAAAUUCAGAAACAUCUAUAAAUUAAAAGUUUUUGUUUCAAUUGUUAGUUACUUGUACCUAUUAUUUUUUAAAUGUUUUACAAAUGACGAAAGUUUUAAAAACGUAAUUAUAUAUUUUUGCACAAUUCGUUUCUGUUAAAAACUUUUUUGUUUAAAAACUCUGGACGAAACCAUCACCUUAAAAAAAGAUUUUUUAUAUUAUUUGUUUGACCAAUUUUUAGAGAGGUUUAUUUAUUUUUUAAGCGUUAACUAAUUAAGUUACCAGCUUUUUUAGACAAUUUUACAUGAAAUUUAGGCUUUAAAAUUACGAAAUAGAAAUUAAGUAGGAUUUAAUGUUGUGAAAGUGCAAUUUUUGUAACUGUUUUGAGAAAAAGGUGGUCCACGAAAUAUAUAAAUAUAUGUUUCAAGUAUUUAGUUAAUAGUUUAUAUGAUAGAACGUGACAGAAUCAAUCAUAUCCAAUCAAAUUCAUAAAAAUAGGUUGAUUUGUAUAUAUUUAUUAUAAUUCAUUUUAGUUAUUUUCAGUCAUUCAUUUUGUACAAAUCCGAGUGUUCGUUUAAAAUUAAUAUACCACCAAAAACUUCUUGUUUGGAAUGAAUGUUAAAAGGCAAAUUAAUGAUAAUAUUAAAAACAUUUUUGUAAAUCACUAUAUUUUUUUUUGUUUCGAAAUAAGUACGUUUUAAAUGAAUACUCAAAUUUUUUAAUGCUAUUUUCCAUUUUUUUCAAUAAGUGUGCUAGCUUAAACUAUUUUUUUCCAUAAAAUUUGUUAAUAAAAUAAAAAAUGAUUUAAAUUUAAGAGAAAACUUUUAGUUGUGCAUUAAAACUGUUUACAAUCUUUUCUAUGUCCAUCAAUAUGAAACAGGGAUGGAUUAUUUUGAGCAUGAUUGAAUAGUUUCAUUUGAAAAUAUUAAUUUUUCCGCUUUUUUUAAUGAAGUAGAACUGUCAAUAAAUUAUCGUCGUCAUCAUCAUUACUGGUGCUAAAGUACUAAAAGAAUAUUGACCAAUCAACUUUUAAUAUUUUACUGUGUGUAUCUACAAUUUAUGAUUAUAGCUUUCUUAAUUUCUCUGUCCAAUGUGGCAAAUUUAGUCUUCCCAUAGCCCGUCUGCUUACUGAUGUGUAUUCCUUUUUUUCUAUAUCAGGGCUUGACAGCCCUUAGGAAGGUCUUACCUUUACAGUCUCUUUAUUCAAUUCCUUCCUGCCACAAUGUAUGCAUUAUAAUUUAUAUGCCAUUUUGAAAGAUGUUUUCCGAGAAAAUUGUUCUUGCUUAUGACGCAUUAGACUCGAAAAUCACUCGGGCGCCAGUUUAUUAAAUGUUGUUUACUUCAAAACAUUUCGAUAGAGUGUCAAAAGAGUUCAGGUAACACCAGAUGGAGAUAUGAAAUAUUCCCGAGUUCAAAAUGUUCUUUAUUUACAUUUCAGCAGGUAAGAAUAACGGGAUUUAAUUUUUAAUAAUACAAUAAAGUAUUUUCGGGUAUUGUAGAAUUCCUCUUUCAUAUAGGUCUCAAAUUUGUCCAAAUAUAUCAUCACUAUAGAAGGUUAUUUUCAUUUAUUCUCAAGAAAUGACUGGUCUAUUUCAGAAGGUUUGUUUUACUGACCGGGAUAUUGUAAAAUCUACACAUCUUGAUGGUUUUAAAGUUAUACCUCUUCCUCCACAAACCAUUUUUGGUUAUAAGGCAUGUUUCUAAUCCAUAAGUUUUUUUAUUAUUUUACCCCCAUGUUCCCCUUUAACCAUAAUCUGUUUUAUUUGAUUAUAAUCAUCAUAGAUCAAAUUGUGCACGGCUGAAUGAAGGUCUUCCUUACCACCUUCCAUUUUAUUCAAUUCAGACGUAUCAGUUUAAAAUAUUCUAUUAAUGUAAUUGUAUAUCAUCUAUCAACUUAUAGAGGUCUGGUCUAGAGGUCGCUAUUCCAAUAUUCUGGUCACACCCACUUUAAAGCUGCCAAUAAAAAUCUAACAAAAAUCGCUUCUUACUACACUGUGUCAUGGUAAAUUUGAUUAUGUUCAGCAUGUGCUCCUUUAUUGACAUGAAUCAGUACGUAUAUUCUUUUUAAAAAUUUCUUGUUGAUCUUGAUAUUGUCCUGACAAGACCCAACUUUUGAAAUGCCAUCCUCAGUUCUUUUAUUUCUCAUAAAACUUAACAAAUUAGUCUUCCAUGUUUCAUGCAUCCUUGGCGCUUGGUAGUUUCAGUACAAGCUGCUACUAGUUCAACUGCAACAAAUAAAUACCUAACAAAGAUAGCUCCUUACUACACUAUGUUAUGGCAAAUUUUAUUAUGGACACCAUGUACUGAUAACUAUAUUUUCUUCAGCUCCUCUGUUGAUAUGACUCGGUGUGCAUAUUCCUUUAAAACAUUCCUUGUUGAUAUUGGUCUUGUUCUGACAACACCAAGCUUUUCAAGUCACAUCCUCAGUUUUUUAUUUAUAAUUUUUAGAAAUAAUGAAAAUGAAAAAUCCCUAAUUCCCCCCUUUGAAAUUAUGACAAUUACAGCUUCAUAGCCCCAAAUUAAAAAAAAAAAAACAAAUUGAAUAAGCUGAGAAUCUCGGACUUGGGCCGUUUGGGCUCUGCCAAUUAAGCUAUCAACACUACUUUUUAUUAAUAUCCGAAUUCGCAAAUUUGAAGAUUCCGAUUCUCCGUAGCAGAAACAAAUUCUCAUUCAAUCUCAGCUCCUACAAAUUUCCUUAAGCCACCCUUUUGACAUCAUUUAGGACGCUAAUUAAUAUUAAACUAGAAGAAAUUUCUAAGAUCUUUAAUUUGUUCAAUGAUAUUAAGUUUUCGGGUAGGGUACGCCGUAAACGUGAAAUAUAAUGAAACAAAAUGAAGUGAGAAAGUCUGUUUGAAUCCGCAACUAAAUGCAAUUUUGGAAAUAAUCAAAAUUGUUUAGUUUCGGAUCUAAACCGACUUUCUCACUUCACUUUCUUUCAUUAUCUUUUAUUUCUUCCUAGAUUUAUCAAUUUUUUCUGAUACCUUCUUGAUGUCCACCUUUGGUCUUCUUGUUUAGUAAAAUAUUUGUGGUUUGUGUUCGUUAGACUUCUUUUGCAGUUUUUUUUCUAUCUUCUAUGGACUUGCCAUUGAUUAGUUCCUUUUUCUUUUUUCUCUUUUGGUUAUUAUGUAUAUGAUGUAUCCAAGUCUUUUUGUUUGCUUACUGAGAUGUAUUCAAUUAGUAACACAGUGAUUUAAACUCGAAAUAUACUCCAUUCCGUGGUUAAUAUUUGUAUCCUUUACAGUUUUUCGUCCAUAAUUCCUUGAUUGGAGGUUUUUAUCUUACAACACUUGUACUAGUUUGGUCAUGAAGAUUCUCCCUUCUGAAAUUUCGUCAAUUCCAAUGUCUAACAUCUGUUCAAUUUUAUAAUUGUUCAUUAUAUUGAAUCCUAAGUGGUUUCUAAUAAUUAUACUAUCAUUUUACAGAAACCUGCACAGUUUUUAAAGCACACUUAAGAUCUCUUUCAAAAUCAACCUGACACCAAUUGCAUAUUGUAUACCAUUAAACUUAUAAACAUUUUGAAAUUUAUUAACAGAUUUUAAAGGAUCAAGGAAAAAUAGUUCAUGAAAAAAUGAAGAAAGAGUUUCAAAAAAUGCAAAUUUUAAUUUUAAUUUAAAAUUUAAAGAAAAAACAGACAAAGUUUAAAAUUAAACAAGGAUUGUUUUGUAAAAUUAUAAUAUUAUGUCAAUAUACCUGUCUGAAAAUAUAUCCUAAUUUUUUAUGCACCCCAAAAAUUAUAAAAAUGCUUUUUUGAGACUCAGCGUAUUUUUUUUUGUAUAUAAAUAUGAACCGAUACUCUUUCUGAGUUAGUAUUGUAAGAUAAUAUUAUUAUCAAUUCGCUCAGGGACCGUACUCAUUUUUUUUUUUGAGUAAAGUACUAUUAAUACUAAUAUUAAAAAAAAACAGGAUAGUAAGUAAUAAAUAACACAAUGUACGUUUGUAUAAAUGUAAAUGUAAUAUUCUCUUAAGUAUUGAUUAAAGACGGAUUUGCUGUACAUAUUCAUGUAUUUUUUAAGGCUGAAACGGCUUUUUUUCUAUAAAAUAAGGUGUAAAUGUAAAAAUCAAAGUGAAAUAAUGACAGAUUUUCGUAGACAUAUUUAUAAACAACACAGUUGAACAAGAUGAACUAAAAAAACCUUUAUUGUGCAAAAAUGUGCUAUUUUAAUGUAUUUUUGUGAACUCUACAUUGUGAGUUAUAGAAAUAGCAUUGUUUUUGCUUUUGUAACAACUCAAAGGUAUUUUGGUCACUCUAAAGUCUGUUUUAUAUAUGCGUGUAAUUAGCUUUGUAUAUGUGUUUCUCAUUAAAGUGGAAGAAAAUAUUUUCUUUUUGCUUUUUACGAUGUCUGGGUAGUUGUACAGUCAAAAAAGAGUUAUCUGUGAUGCGCAACUGGAGGCAAAGUGCAAUGCUUUUCUGCAAAACAAUAUUGUGAUUUUGCCAACUUGUCCUAUCUGUGUGAAUUAGAAGAUAUUUUUUAAUUUAUGG
Molecule: messenger RNA, 16293 nt
Organism: Psylliodes chrysocephalus
Lineage: Eukaryota; Metazoa; Arthropoda; Insecta; Coleoptera; Chrysomelidae
Source: the annotation of a GenBank genome assembly